Messenger RNA from Thlaspi arvense, 330 nucleotides. NCBI's taxonomy places the organism in Eukaryota, Viridiplantae, Streptophyta, Magnoliopsida, Brassicales, Brassicaceae. The record is from the annotation of a GenBank genome assembly.
AUGUGUCCAGAGGUAUUCAAGGAGAGGAGGGAGUUAGAUGAUGAGACGAAAACGCUGACGUUUAGGGGACUUGAAGGUCAUGUAAUGGAGCAGCUCAAAGUUUAUGAGGCCAACUUCCAAUUUAUUCCCAAAUCUGAGGAUGGUUGUAUCUGCAAAAUCACUCUUAAUUGGGAGAAGCACAACGAUGAGUUCCCUGAUCCCAGCAACUACAUGAAGUUCAUCAAGAGCUUGGCUGCUGACAUGGACGAUCAUGUCAUCAAUACUUUCAUUACCAUGCACCACCAUGCACCAUCACUAUUUCGAUUAUCAAGUAAUAAGUUGUUUAAUUAA